AUGGUUAGAUUAAGGAUUCAUUCAACCUUGUUAAAAGAGAUCUAUGUAGCUCAAUUGACUAAUGAGUGGUUGAGGAGUAUACUCCUCACAGAGACUUAUAGUUCCCUUUAUGUUGCCCACCCUGGGAGUGUAAAGAUGUAUAAAGACUCGGGAAAAGUCAUAUGGGUGGUUUGGUAUGAAAAAGAAUAUGGUCGAUUUGUUGCCAAGUGUUUAGUCUUUGCAGGUCACAGAAGCCCUGUAUCUUGUUUUACUUUCAGGCAAGGAACUUCUGAACUUUUUUCUGGUUCAUUUGAUGGAACGGUGAAGAUAUGGAAUGCAGAAGACAGAGCUUAUAUGAACACUCUAUUUGGUCACCAAAGUGAAGUAUUGACCAUUGACUGCCUACGAAGAGAACGGGUAUUAACUGUUGGACGUCAUCGGACAAUGCAAUUGUGGAAGGUCCCUGAGGAAUCACGCUUAGUAUUUCGUUCUCCUGCUUCAUCUUUGGAAUGUUGUUGCUUUAUCAGUAAUGAUGAAUUCUUGUCUGGUUCGGAUGACGGAAGUGUUGAGCUUUGGAGUCUUCUGCCGAAGAAACCUGCUUACAUUGUGAAGAAUGUUCAUCCUUUGUUGGCUGGCCACAAGAAAGAUGAACAGAAUGAGAAUGGCAAACCCUCCAAUGGUCUUAUGGAGAAUGGUGAUCAUAAUCCUGGAAUCUAUCAUUCAUUAUCAGCGUAUUCCUGGGUCAUUUCAAUCAGUAUAUGCAGAGGGAGUGAUCUUGCUGCAUCAGGUGAUGGUAAUGGUUUUGUCCAUGUAUGGGCUAUUAAAAGUGAAACUAAGGACAUUCAACCAUUGUACGACCUUCCAUUGUUGGGUCUUGUGAAUUCCCUUGCUUUUGCAAAAUCUGGAUGCUUCCUUGUUGCUGCAGUAGGGCAGGUGACAUAUCUGAUGGCAUUGAAAUACCUUCUGUAAUAGGAACCUCGUCUCGGAAGAUGGGGGAACCUUCCAGCAGCUCGAAAUAGUGUUUCUGUUCAUCCCCUUACACUCUCAUAA
Messenger RNA from Mangifera indica (mango), 1029 nucleotides. Its product is annotated as U3 snoRNP-associated protein-like YAO. Gene Ontology annotation, cellular component: small-subunit processome. The record is from RefSeq and is a predicted model, not a curated record. The transcript is spliced from 7 exons. NCBI's taxonomy places the organism in Eukaryota, Viridiplantae, Streptophyta, Magnoliopsida, Sapindales, Anacardiaceae. Gene Ontology annotation, molecular function: snoRNA binding; protein binding.